AUGACUAUCAGAGCUUCAUCGUGGGGCGCAUGUCAAAGGCGGACAUUGGCAGCGUCUCUCAAGAGCCUGGGCGACUGGGGGGACCCGGCGGGGCGCAAGGCGUUUCUCAAGGCGUACGGCAAGGAGCAGCUCGCCAAGGCGCGGGCCAAGAAGGCGCUCGAGGCGCAGCUGGCCCCCACGCGCGAAACGCGGCGGCGGGCGCUGAUGGCGAGGCUCGGCACCACCAGUGGGAACUUGGAGCAGCAGCGGCAGCACCCUGAGCAGCAGGAACAUCAGCAGCACCUUACACCGGCGCAGGCGGACGCCGACGCGGUCGCGACCGCCGCGGCCCUGGGCCAGCACGCGGCUGUCGAGGCGCUCGAGGCGGUGCCCGGCGACGACGGCGUUGCGGAUUCUGAAGCUGCGGCAGCGGCGCUGGAUGCGGCGGUCGCCCUCGACCAGGGGCCAUGGGCUGCGGCCGCGCAGCACCACGCAGGCCAGAUUGACCGCGGCAGCGCCGGUGGCAGCACAGCAGCCGCAGGCUGGGGUGCUGACGCGGGCCUGGGGACCUGCAACGCGCCGCAUUUUUUUGAGCGGCGGCCGUCCGAGGCGGGCUCGGGCGGCCGACAGGCACCGGCAGUAGGGACUGGAGCAGGGCCCGCGGAUGGCGAGCUGCCGGCUGGCGGGGAGCCCGCCACAGGUGCCGCUGCCCAUGCACCCGCUCAGGUGCAGGAGGAGCAUGAGUCGUCCGCAGCUGCCGUGGAACAGCCCGCCGCAUUGCAGGUAGGUGCGGCUGCUGCGGCCGCUGCUGAGCAGGAGCUGCAGCAGGAGCGGUUGGCUCAGCAGCAGGACUGGCCUCAGCAAGAAUGGGACGACGAAGGGUGGGGCGAGGACCUCGCGGACCAGUCUCAGCAGCACCAGCAGCAGGAGGAGGAGCGCGCGCAGCCCCAGGAAGAGCCGCAGGCGCAACUGCAAGGGGAGGCACAGCAUGCAUUGCAAGCGGAGGAGCUGCCGCCUCCGCAGCAGCAGCAGCAGCAGUGGCAGGAGGAGGAGGAGGUUGAGGGUGUGGGGGUGGCGGCCCUGCGGGCGCAGGCCGAGCAGCUCAGAACGGCCCUGGCGGCUGCGCAAGCGGACGAGCAGGAGCAGCGCGAGGCGGUUGCCCUCCUGCAGCAGCAGCUCGCCGCGACUCAGCCACACCCGGCUGCCGGCCACCCUUCUGAUCCGGCCGCCAACGCCGACGCCGCCGCGCACCUGCGCGUGGCGCUCGCCGAGGCUGAGUCGGCCCUGCUGGCCAGCCGGGUGGAAGCCGCCGAGCAGCUGGGGGAGGCGAGGGCGCGGGUGGUUGACCUGGAGGAGGCCCUAGGCUGCGCGCGCCGCGAGGCGGCCGAGCACGCGGCCGCGCUCGCAGGCAUGCACGCGGACCACUUGGCGCUCGAGGCGCGCGCCGAGGCGCUGGCGGCGGAGGCGCGCGGCGCGGCCGCGCAACUGGACGACGCACAGGCCGAGCUGCGGGCCGCGGCGGCAGAGGCGCGGGACCUGGCUGAGCGGCUGGCAGCCGCAGAGGCGGCGUUGCAUCAGGAACGCGCGUCGCGCGGCGCCAACAGCGGCGCGGGCCCGGUUGCGGAGGCGGCCGCGGCCCUGGAGCGCGAGGCGGCAGCGCGGCGCUUGGCGGAGGAUGAGGUAGAGGCGCUGCGCAGCGCCGCGGCGGCACGUGAGUCGGAGCUCGUCGCCACCAUCUCAGAGCUGGAGGAUGCUCAUCUGGAGGCCGCCGCGGAGGCGGAGCGCCGCGUCGAGGCAGCGGCCGGCAGAGCGCACGCGCAAGAGGCGCGGCUGCGGCAGGAGCUUGCAGCAGCCCAGGCGCGUUUGCAAGAGGCUGAGGCCGAGGCGGCGGCUGCUCGUCAGGCGCUUCAAGAGGCCUCACCGGCGGCGCCCACGCCGCCGUCCCCCACGUCUGUUGCUGCAGCCGGCAGCAGCACUGCCGGCGCGAGCCCCGAGCAGCAGGCUGCCAAGCUUCGGACGGUCGCGCAGAAACAGAAGGAGCGCAUCAGGGAGCUGCAGAGGGAGAAGCAGCAGCUUCAAGACGAGCUGUCUUUGCAGCAGCAGGCCGCGGCAGCCGCCGCGGAAGAGCUGGCAGCGGCACGCCCCCUGGCCGCAGACAACAGCGCACUCGACAAUGGCGCCUCGCACGGUGACGAUGGCGCCGUGGGCUUGGCGCAGCUGCAGGCCCUGCAGUUCAGGGUCGAGGAGCUGGAGGCCGCCGCCUCAGAGGGGCGCGCCGCAGCGGAGCGGCUGCAGCAGGCAGAGGCGCAGGCCGCCAAGCUGCGGGCGGUCGCGCAGCGGCAAAAGGAGCGCAUCAGGGAGCUGCAGCAGGCCAAGGCGGCGGCGGGCGCCGCGGGCGCCAGCCUGGCAGGGCCGGUGGCGGGGGCGGAAGACGAGGAGGCAGAGCUGCACAGCUACAGGGAGCAGCUGGAGGGCUUCCAGGAGCAGCUGGCGGCCGCCACGGCGGCCGCGGCCGCGCAGGUGGCCGCGCUCGAGGCGCAGUUGGAGGAGAAGGAGGCGGAGCUGCAGGCGCGCGAGGAGGCGCGCGCCGCGGCGGAGGGCGCGCAGCGGGAAGCCGCCGAGAAGCUGGCCGAGGUGUGGGCGCAGCUGGACGGGCUGCAGGGGGUGAUGGAGGAGAGGGAGGCCGGGGUGCGGCAGCGAGAGGAGGCGGCAGAGGCGGCGGUCGAGGAGGCAGCGCGGCUUAGGGCGGCGCUCGAGGGACAGCAGCAGGGCGCGGCCGGCGAGUCGGGGGCGGGCGCCGCGGGCUUCUCGUUGGAGCCAGUUGCGGAGGCCGCUGGCGAUUGGGACGGGUGGGGCGACGAGCAGCACGCGGGAGGGGCGGCGGCCGCGGCGGGCCGCGCCUCAGAGGCGGCGGAGUUGGGCGAGCGGCUCGCGCGGGCCGAGGCGCAGAUUGCGGCCGCGCAGGCCGAGCUCGCCGCGGAGCGCGCCGCAUUGGGAGAUGCAGCGGAGCGCCUGAGGGAGGCGCACGCGCGACUGGCGGACGCGGAGGACGACCGCGACGCCGCGCUGCAGCGCGCGGCCGCGGCGGCGCGGCAGGUCUCCGAGUCCGCAGAGUGCGUCGACGACCUGCAGCAGCAGCUCGCGGCGCGCGAGGCGCAGCUUGCGGCAGCGCACGAGCGGCUCGCAGAGGCGGAGGGGCGGGCCGAGGCGUCCGAGGCGCACGCGGCGGCCGCGGCCGCGGGCCUGGAGCUGCGGCUGGCUGCGGCCGAAGCGUCGGCGGCGCAGGCGGACGGGCGCGCAGCAGCUGCAGAGGCCCUUGAGCGGCGGCUCGCCGCCGCCGAGCAGGCCGCGGCGCAGGCGCAGGACCGCGCGGCCGAGGCGGAGGCGGGGGCGCUGGCGCUCCGUGAGCAGGCGGCGGUUGCAGACGAUCUGCAGCAGCAGCUCGCGGCCCGCGAGGCGCAGCUGGCAGCGGCUGAGGAGAGGGUUGCGAAGCUGCUUGAAGAGCAGCAGCAGCAGCAGCAGCAGCAGCAGCAGCAGCAGCAGCAGCAGCAGCAGGUUGCUCAAGAGGAGCCUGCCAGCAGCUGGGGCGGCGCCGCCACCGGCUGGGGCAACGGCAACGACGGAUGGGCGUGCGACGCCUUAGAUGGCGCGGCGCCUCGCGCCGCAGCACCCAACCUGGCCACUCAAGACCAGGCGGAGGCGCUGCAGCAGCGGGUGGCGGAGCUCGAGUCGCAGCUGCGGGACGCAGAGGCGCGCGCCGCCGAGCCCGCCGCGGAGUCGGCCGCGGCCGCGCCUGGCUGGGGCGGCUGGGACGCGGAUGAGGGGGACGGUUCGCAGCCGGGGAUGGAAGUCGCUGUGCUGCAGCAGCGGCUGGCAGAUCUGGAGGCGCAGCUGCGGGACGCCCUUGAUGCGCGCCAGUCUCUGGAGCAGCAGCUGCAGGAGGCCGAGGCGCGCGCAGCGCACGCUGCCGCAACCGCGGUCGAUACGCCAGCGGCUGCUGGCUGGGGCGGCUGGGAUGCGGAUGGCGAGGCUGAGGCUGCACCUGUACAGGCUGAUGUGCGGGAUUCCUUGGAUGGUCUGCAGCAGCAGGUUUCAGAUCUGCAGGCGCAGCUGCGGGAAGCUGUUGAUGCGCGCCAUGCGUUGGAGCAGCAGCUGCAGGAGGCAGAGGCGCGCGCCGCCAGCGCCGCCGCCGGCCCCGGCGCCUCGGGGCCGGCGGCGGAGGCUGCGUGGGGCGGCUGGGGCGGCGAGCCCGAACCUGCAGCUGGCGACCCGCAGCUGGAGGCCGCGCACGCCGCGCACGAAGCCGCCCACGCCGCGCGCGCCGCUGCGGACGCCGCGGAGCGCGAGCUCGCCGCCGCGCGCGGCAACCUGGACGCCGCGUCCGCCGACCUCGCCGGCGCGCGCUCGCAGGUCGCGGCGCUCGAAGAGCAGCUGCAGGAGCGCGAGGCGCAGCUACUUGAGGCGCGUGCCGCGGCCGCGCCCAGCGGGAGCAUCGCCACGGACGCCGGCGGCGCUGGCGGCGGCGUCGCGGCGGCGGGCGGGGACUAUGCUGCGAAGUACCAGGCGCUAGUGGUGAAAUACAAGGCGCUGAGGGCGCGGCUCAUGGAGACCAAGGCGCAGGCCGACGAGGCAGAACGCCGGCUGGCGGCCGGAACGCGGGACGCUGAUGACGCUGCCGGCAGCGGCGCCGGCAGGGACGCAGAGGCAGAGGGGCGCCCAGGGCUCACUGCGCAGCUGGAGGCGGCGACCGCCGAGGCUGCCGCGGCGCGUGCGGCGCUGGCCGAAGCGGAGGCAGCCGCCGGCGCGGCCGCCGCGGAGCGCGAUGCCGCUGUGGAGGAGCGCGAAGCGGCGCUGGCGGCGGUGGAGGCGGCGGUGGCGGCGCGCGAGGCGCUCGCGUUGCAGCUCGCAGCGGCCACCGCGGGGCGCGACGCGGCGUGCGAGGGCCGCGACGCUGCAGCGGCGGCGUUGAAAGAGGCCGCUGCGGCGCGCGAUGCGUUGGCGGCCGAGCUCGCUGCCGCGACCGCGGGGCGCACUGCCGUAGAAGGGGAACGCGAUGCCGCGGCGGCUGCGUUUGAAGCGGCCGCCGCGGCGCGCGAUGCGUUGGCGGUUGAGCUGGCGGCGGCCACCGCAGAGCGCGAUGGGGCAUUGGAGGAACGCGACGCCGCGGCGGCGGCGUUGGGAGAGGCCGCCACGGUGCGUGACGCAUUGGCGGCGGACCUGGCCGCCGCUGCCGCCGCACGCGAGGCGGCAGACGCGGCGCGCGGCGAGGCGGCGGCCGCUCUUGAGGCCGCCGCCGCGGAGCGCGACCAGGCGGUGACAGCGCUCGAGGAAGCGGAGAUGCAGCUUGCGGACGUGAAGGAUGCGUUCGACGACGUGCGCCACGAGGCGGCAGCUGCCGCGCAGCUGCGCGCCGAGGCCGCGCGGCUGCGGGCGUCCGCAGAGGGCGAAGCAGAGGCGCGGGCGGCCGCCGAGGAGGCGGCGCGGGCCGUUGCAGAGGAGGUCGGCGGCCUGCAGGCGCUUCUGGCGGCGGCUGAGGAGGGGCGGGCGGCGCUUGAGGCGAAGGCUGCGGCGCUGCGGCAGCGCUGCGACGCGCUAGCUGCCGAGGUGGAGGCGGCCCACAGGGCCGCGGCCGCGGCGGCGGCGGCUGCGGCCGAGGAGGCCGAGGGAUUCAGGCGGAGCGUGGCGGCGCUGGAGGAGCGCGCCCAACAGGCAGAGGCAGCGGCUGCGGCGGCCGCCGCAGCCCCGGCCGGUCUAGAGGAUGAGCAGCAGCAGCAGCAACGCGAAGAGCAGGCUGCCACGGCGCUCGCCGAGGCGGCGGCCCUGCGGGAGCGGCUGGAGGCGGUGCAGGCUGAGCUGGCGCAGGCGCGACAGGAGCUGGCGGCUCAGGCGGAGGAUAUGCAGUUCCUCAUUGGGCGCGUCGAGGGCGGCGGCGGCGGCGGGGAGCAGCAGCAGGUGCAGGAGGAGCUGCGGCGGAGGCUGGCGGAGGCCGAGGCGGAGGCGGGCGCGCUGCGCGCUGACGCGGCGGCCGCGGAGGGCGCGCGGGCGGCGGCAGAGGGAGCGUUGGCCGAAGCCCGAGCCGAGCUGGCUGCCGCGCGCGAGCGCGUCGAGAAGCUGGAGCAGCAGCCCCUUGUCCCCACUGAGACCGCACCCUCAGCCCCGGCCGCCCCCCCGCGCCGAAGCUCCGACGGCGGCGCAGGCGAGGGCGAGAGCGCCGCCGACAACGCUGCCGCCGUGGCGGGGGGCGCGGCGAGCGAGGCCGGGGCGCUGCGGGCGCAGCUGGAGAGAGCCAAGACGCAGUUUUUGAAGCUGAAAAAGAUCAGCGCGGCGCGGCAGGACCGCAUCACAGAGCUCGAGUCCGAGGUCUUGGCGCUGCAGGCAGGCCAGCCCGCGCAGCUGCCCGAGCAGCAACUGCCACAGGACGGCGGGCGGGAGGAGGCGGAGGCUGCGCGCGCGGAUGCCCUGGCGCUGCGGGAGCGUUUAGCUGAGGUAGAGUCGCAGCUGCGGGGCGCCCUUGAUGCGCGCCAGGCGCUGGAGCAGCAGCUGCAGGAGGCCGAGGCACGCGCAAACGCCGACGCCAACGGCGGCCGAAGUGUUGCCGCCAACGCGAUCGCGGAGGCUGCACCGGCGGCCGAUGCGCCGGCGGACACGGCCGGCUGGGGCGGCUGGGACGCGGCCGGCGAGGCUGAGGCCGCACCUGCCCAGGCUGACGCGCCGGGCUCGUCAGAAGCGCUGCAGCAGCGGGUGGAAGUCCUGGAGGCGCAGCUGCGGGACGCCCUUGACGCACGCCAGGCUCUGGAGCAGCAGCUGCAGGAGGCCGAGGCGCGCGCCACUGACGCGGCGGCCACUGCACAAGCAGCCGCGCCCUCUGCUGGGUGGAGCGGGUGGGACGCGGACGGCGACGCUUCCGGCCAACCCGUGCAAUCCGAGGGCCAGGCAGACGCGCUGCAGCAGCGGGUGGCCGAGCUGGAAGCGCAGCUGCAGGAUGCUGAGGCGCGCGCCGCCGCCGCCCAGGCCGCAAACGGGGAAGCGGCGGCCAGCCGGCCGGCGGCCGAAGCAGCUCGGGGCGAGUGGGGUGCAGACGGCGGCGCCGCGGGUGAGCAGCCACAGCCAGGUGCUCCAGGUGACGAGGUGCUGCAUCAGCGGUUGGCAGAGGUGGAGUCCGAACUGCGGGGCGCCCUUGAUGCGCGCCAUGCGUUGGAGCAGCAGCUGCAGGAGGCUGAGGCGCGCGCCGCCUCCCCCGCUGCUGCAAUGGCGGCCAACGCGCCGCCUGCUGCCGGCUGGGGCGGCUGGGAUGCGGACGGCGAGGCUGAGGCGGCACCUGCUCAGGCUGAUGCGUCGGGCUUGGAAGAUCUGCAGCAGCGACUGGCAGGUCUGGAGGCGCAGCUGCAGGAUGCCCUUGAUGCACGCCAGUCUCUGGAGCAGCAGCUGCAGGAAGCCGAGGCGCGCGCAGCCGCCGCUGCCGCGACUGCGGUCAAUGCGCCGCCUGCUGCCGGCUGGGGCGGCUGGGAUGCGGACGGCGAGGCUGAGGCGACACCUGCUCAGGCUGACGCGCCGGGCUCGGAAAAUCUGCAGCAACGGGUUGUAGAUCUCGAGGCGCAGCUGCGGGACGCCCUUGAUGCACGCCAGUCUCUGGAGCAGCAGCUGCAGGAGGCCGAGGCGCGUGCCGCUGCCGCCGCCGCCACUGCCGCCGCCGCCGCUGCCGCGCCGCCGCUGGAUGCGCCGGCUGCUGCUGGCUGGGGUGGCUGGGAUGCGGACGGCGAGGCCGAGGCUGCACCGGCCAAGGCUGGCGCGCGGGGCUCCUCGGAUGGUCUGCAGCAGCAGGUUUCAGAGCUGCAGGCGCAGCUGCGGGACGCUGCUGAUGUGCGCCAGGCGCUGGAGCAGCAGCUGCAGGAGGCAGAGGCGCAUGCCGCCAGCGCCGCCACCGCUGCCGCGACGGCGGCCAAUGCGCCGCCUGCUGCCGGCUGGGGCGGUUGGGAUGCAGACGGCGAGGCUGAGGCCGCACCUGCUCAGGCUGAUGAUGCGCGGGACUCCUCAAAACAUCUCCAGCUGCGGGUUUCAGAUCUCGAGGCGCAGCUGCGCGAAGCCCUCGAUGCACGCCAGGCGCUGGAGCAGCAGCUGCAGCAGGCCGAGGCGCGCGCAGCGCACGCUGCUGGUCUGCCCGCUGCCGCCUGGGGCGGCUGGGAGGCCGACGCGGAGGCCACAAGCGAUGCGCAGGGCCAAUCCGCGGCCUCACCAGGUUUGCUGCAGCAGCGGGUCGCUGAGCUGGAACAGCAGCUGCAGGCAGCAGAGGCGCGCGCGGCUGGCGCGCCGGCGAGCGCGCCGGUGGCCGCGCCAGCCGCCGCCUGGAGCGGUUGGGACGCGGACGGCGAGGCUGAGGCUGGGGCCGAGCCUGCGCAGACGGACGCUUCCAGAUCUUUCGAGGAAAUGCAGCAGCGCAUUGUAGACUUGGAGGUGCAGCUGCAGGCUGCCCUCGACGCGCGCCAUGCUCUGGAGCAGCAGCUGCAGGAGGCAGAAACGCGCGCCGCCGUUGAUGCCGUCUCCGCGCCGGCGGCGGCACCCGCGGCCGGCUGGGGCGGCUGGGAUGCUGAUGAGGAUGCAGCAGCUGACGAGGAGCCCGCGCGAUUCGGCGGCCCCGAUUCGCCUGGGGCGCUGCAGCAGCGGGUGUCAGAGCAGCAGGCUGCCGACGCGCGCGGCGACGCAGGAGAGGCCAACUCAAACGGUUGGGAAGCUGCUGGCGAUGCCGUAGCGCCGGGGCUUGCAGAGGGUGAGGGCGGGGCCGCCGCUGAUGGCGACGGCGGCGCUGCCGCCCUCGCGGCGAGGUUGGCGGACGCGGAAGCGGCUCUCCAGGAAGCUGCGGCCCGGCUGUCGGCGGUGGAGGCCGAGCUUGCUGACAAGGAGGAGGCGCUCGCUGCGCUGCAGGCCGAGGGGGAGGAGCUGCGGGCGGCGCUGGAGGAGCGGGAGGGGCAGCUGCUCUCGGAGGUCGAACUCAAGGCGGCGCUGCAGCGGCAGAUUUGUGAUCUGUCGGCCCUGCUAGAGACGCGCCAGGCCAACAUGAACCAGCUGUUUGCCCAGGUCGCCGAAGCCACGGAUGCGGCGUCAGCGGCCGCGUCCGAGCUGGAAAAUCAAAAGGCGGCACUGGAGGCCACGGUCGCCGCACGCGUCGCCGACACCCUCGCCUCGCUGCGCGCAGACGCGGCGGCGGGCGCUGCCGACUGCGCCGCGUCGACGGCCGCGGGCGGGGCAGGACUCGCAGCCGUGCCGUUCGGGGGCUUCGGCCCCGAGGAGGAUGCGGCCGGGGGCGGCUGGGGCACCGCGGCCCGCCGGAGCAGCGCGAGCGCGGCCGGCGGCGCGGGGCCGUUUGGCGCAGACGACGCGGCGGCAGGAGAGGCGAGCCCCGCGGCCAGCAAGGCGCAGCUGGUGCGGCAGCUCGAGGAGUCGCGCCUGGAGGCGGCCUCGCUCUCCGCCGAGCGCGAGCGCGAGGCCGCGGCCGCGGCCGAGGCGCGGCGCGCGGCGCAGGAGCGGGGGAUGCAGCUGCAGGCGGCGCAGUCGGCGCUGGAGGAGGCGCGGGCGGAGGCCGCGGCGGCGCGGGAGCAGGAGUCGCGCCUGCAGCAGCAGCUCGAGCGGGCAGUCCAGGAGUCCGUGGUCCAGGCCCAGGCAGCGUUGCGCCCUGCGCUGGAGCAGGCGCAGUCCGGGCGGCGCGCGGCGGAGGCUGACGUGGCGGAAUUGAGGGAGGCGCUGGCGGGCCGCGACGCGGCGAUCGCGGAGCUGGGGCAGCGCCUAGCGGCGGCCGAGGCGCGCGGAGGGGCCGGCGAUGCGGGUGCGCGGGAGGGCGACGGCGAGGGAGCCGCGGCGGCGGCUGACCGAGGGGAGGACGCAGUGCAACAGAAGGAGCAGCAGCAAGGGCAGCAACAUGAACAGCAGCAGCAGCAGCAGCAGCAGCAGCAGCAGCAGCAGCAGCAGCAGCGGGACGCUGAGCUGGCGGAGCUCCAAGCGGAGGCCGAGCGGCUGCGGGCCGAGCUGGCUGUCGCCCAAGCCGAGGCAGAGGAGCGGCGCACGGCGUUUGCGCAGCUGCAGCAGCAGCAGCAGCAGCAGCAGCAGGACGCGAUGUCCACGCCCUGGCCCGCCGCGCGCUCGCCAGGUGCGGCCGCCGCUGUCCCCUCGGUCGCCAGCAGCCGGGCGUUCCAGGCGCUGCGGGAGCACCGGCCCCCGGGGCCGCGAGGGCUGUUUGCUGUCUACUUUGUGGCGGUGCACGCGGCCCUCACCGCAGUCGCCAAGUCGAGAGGGGCCGCCGGCCACGGGCGUUCCCCGAGCUCGCAGGCCGGGCGCCAGGGCUUCGCGGCGGCGCCGCCGCCGCGCUCGUGGGGCGGCGACGGCAGCGGCGGCGGCGGCGGCGGCGGCGGGCUCGAGGGGGCUUUCCUGGCCGCCGCGUCGCCGGCCGCGGCAGCCGCAGAGGGUGGCUUUGGGGGCGGGGCUGACGUGGCGGCCGGGUACGGGUUUGAGAGUGCGCCCCGCGCUGCCAUCACGUUUGCGGCAUCUGGCGGCAGCGGCGCCCUCGAAGAUGUGCUGCUCUGA
Messenger RNA from Monoraphidium neglectum, 10551 nucleotides. RefSeq lists its product as hypothetical. The record is from RefSeq and is a predicted model, not a curated record. NCBI's taxonomy places the organism in Eukaryota, Viridiplantae, Chlorophyta, Chlorophyceae, Sphaeropleales, Selenastraceae. The transcript has 10 exons. The coding region runs from base 1 to 10551 and encodes 3516 amino acids.